AUGUCUGGAAUCAUCAACAAGGUGAAGGACGCCCUCCACUCCGACAAGGCUCACGAGCAGCCCGAGGGAACACACGGCCCUCACUCCAGCCGCGCUGCCAACACCGCCGACCCCCGCAUCGACUCCGACCGGGACGGACGUGCCAACCCAGCCACUGGCACCACCGGCACUCAUGGUACUCAUGGCACAACCGGCACUGGUGUUGGCUCAACUGGUGUCGGCUCUACUGGCCACACCGGAGGCAUCGGCUCCACCGGCACCCACACCGGUACAUCUGGUCUCGGCAGCACUGGCCACACCGGCACAACCGGUGGCAGCCAUGUGACGGGCUACAAUGACCCCACCGGCACUCACGGACCUCACGGCCGUGUCGGUAACGCUGUCGACCCCCGUGUCGACUCCGAUGCUGACCACCGCGCUGCUGGCGUCGGCUCGACCGGCCACACCGGCGGUCUUGGUUCUACCGGCACACACGGCAUUGGCUCUACCGGCACUCACACUACCGGAGGUAUCGGCUCCACUGGUACUCACACCGGUGUUGGCUCAACUGGUCACACCGGAGGCAUUGGGUCCACUGGCACCCACGCCGGUGUUGGCUCCACCGGCCACACCGGAGGCAUCGGCUCCACUGGCACCCACGCCGGCGCCGGCACAACUGGCUACGAUGACCCUGCCGGUACCCACGGCACCCACAGCUCCAAGGUUGCGAACGUCACCGACCCCCGUAUCGACAGCGACCGCGACCACCGUGGUGCUCCCGGCGCUGCUGGCACAUCCCACAUCGGCUCUGGCCCUGGCCCGGCGGCCAACACUGCCGGCCCUCACAAGUCCGAUGUCCUGAACAAGGCCGACCCAAGAGUCGACAGCGAUCUUGACGGAAGCAAGACAGUCGGUGGCAACAAGACCUACCAGCAGACUGGCAACUCUUCAGUCGCCCACAAGGACCCUACGGAUGCUGCCCAAGUUCCUCCCUCGGUGCUCCGUGAGCAUGUCGGCGAUCCCGACAUUGUGCACGACGACCACCAUCACGGUCGGGAGGAGAGACACAAGUCUGUGUCUCACCAAGAGGCACACCCUGGCAUCUAA
Molecule: messenger RNA, 1086 nt
Organism: Diaporthe citri
Lineage: Eukaryota; Fungi; Ascomycota; Sordariomycetes; Diaporthales; Diaporthaceae
Exons: 3
Coding region: 1-1086 (361 amino acids)
Source: RefSeq, a predicted model, not a curated record